This is a messenger RNA of Fusarium redolens, 3687 nucleotides long. RefSeq lists its product as uncharacterized. The record is from RefSeq and is a predicted model, not a curated record. Gene Ontology annotation, biological process: allantoin catabolic process. The transcript is spliced from 8 exons. Bases 1 to 3687 code for a protein of 1228 amino acids. Gene Ontology annotation, molecular function: GTPase binding; allantoicase activity. Lineage: Eukaryota; Fungi; Ascomycota; Sordariomycetes; Hypocreales; Nectriaceae.
AUGACUUCCAUUGCUGACGAAAUCGAGUACAAGCUCGACAAUGUCGAGGUCUCAACGGUUCGUCCAGACGACAUUAACAAGACUUUCCGUUCAACAUGCAUUGAUCUCAUCUCUAGUGGCCUCGGUGGUAAAGUCCUUGGCUACUCUGACCAAUGGUUCUGCGAGGCGUCCAACCUGUUGAACCCCAAAGCUCCAAUUGCUCAGCCAGGUAAGAUGGUCUUCACAGGUGCUUGGUAUGACGGUUGGGAGACUCGACGACACAACCAGGAGCCAUUCGACUACGCCAUAAUCAAGUUGGGCGUCGCCUCUGGCACAAUUGAAGGAGUCGAGAUCGAUACAGCCUUCUUCAAUGGAAACCACGCUCCUGCUAUCUCCGUCGAGGGUGUCUUCAACCAAGAUGAUGACAAGGUUGUUUCAUGGGGAGGAGGUCGUGGAGAAUGGGAGACCAUCCUCGGUAUCCAGGAGUGUGGUCCUUCUCAGCGCUUUGCCUGGAAGCUCAAGACUCCUAGCCAAAAGGCCUACACACACGUGAGACUCAACAUGUACCCCGACGGUGGUAUCGCACGAUUUCGUCUCUAUGGACACGCCGUCCCCGUCUUCCCUGAAGACAAGGAUGCCGUCUUUGAUCUUGCUGCAGCUCAAAAUGGAGGCAUUGCUGUGUCGUGUAGCGACGAACACUUUGGAACCAAGGACAACCUUAUCAUCCCCGGCCGCGGAAAGGAUAUGGGCGAUGGUUGGGAGACAAAGCGGUCACGAGGAAAGGACCAUACUGAUUUCGCCAUCAUCAAGCUCGGUGCCCCUGGAUACAUCGAGAAGUGGUGGACAGGCCACGGCGAUCCUGUCGCAGAUGCCACAGCCUGGAGAGUCUUUGUACCCCCGAGCAAGACGGGACCCGAUCAGGAGCAUGAGUUCGAGAGCGAAGAGAAAGAAAAGAAGGGCCUGGUAACUCACGUAAAGCUUAUCAUGAUUCCUGAUGGUGGAGUGGUAUCUCUUAGCGGAGCUGCUCCAAAACCUAAGCGGAAUGACGGUUUCUCCACGACCUCAUCAGGGACAAAGUGGGUAGACGACAUCAACACAAGCAACCAACUUCAGCUCCAACGAUAUCUCGAUCCAAUAACAUCGGGUUAUUCACCAAACAAUAGAGAACUACCAAGAUUACCUCCCUUUACCGUCAAACCAUCUCCUGCAAAAUUCCAUGAACCACGCGCCGAAUCUGAAUCUGUCUCUGCCCCUCCCUCCAUCAUGGAUCUAGGGGACUCUAUCAGCCCCGAAGGACAGCCUGAGGAAAAGCCUCGAACCCUCCCUGCAGAUCUACCCAGAUCUCUCGACGACAGAAGACAUGUGCCGAAUGAGCACCUCAUCACCGAGACAGAGAUGUACGAUGGUUGGCAAGGCCAGUCCCAGUUCCUCACCACACCAGCUAUAGCAAAGCCUCUCAACUUCGGCAACCUGUCGCUAAACGACCCCGAAUACGAGGAUGACAUUACCAAAGGACCCAAAGACAGCGACACGCGAUUAAUGGAAAUGCUGGCCGCCCAGGCAGCGCACCAAGCAGCUCCUGCUUUCGAGAACGAAGAUGAGGUCGUGAAUAGCGAAAAUCUGUCCGAGGCGGAGAAGAAGGAGAAACUACAGAAGGCCCUCAACAUGGCUGCGAGUAACGGCGAUGUCGACAGAAUUCGAAAGCUCCUCAAUGGGAAGGCAAAAGACUAUCUUGAUUUGGACGCUGAAGAUGAGGACGGAACACCGCCCCUUAUCUAUGCCAGCUGCUUUGGUCAUGAACCCGUUGUCCAAGCAUUGAUCGAUGCGGGUGCCGACGUCAACAAACAAGACCGCAAUCAAUGGACAGCUCUAAUGUGGGCCAUGACAAAUCGACACAAGGGUAUCGCUAAACUACUCCUCGAUAAUAAUGCCUCCUCCGAUCAAAAGACAUCCUCAGGACGAACGGCAUUUGACUUUGUUCCCCCGGAUAGCGAGAUGUCAUUCUAUCUUCACGACAAUGGCUAUAACAUUGGAAACGCCGGAACAGAUGACUUUUACCGACCUGGGUUCUCCCAGGAUAGGUUCGAGGAAGAGAUGGCUGAGAAUGAGAUGCGAAGAAGGCUGAUGAUGGAGAGUGCUCGUGAUCUCGAGGUCGACCUGGGAAACGUGGGUAUGGACGACCAACCCGAGCCUGUCGAUGAAUUUGAGGAAGAGCAGCAAGAAUUUGACUGGAAUCGCUGCUUACAUGAUCAAAUGUUUGUCUUUCAGGAACACGAGCUGGAACGCAUCCUUGAUAUCGUCAUUACAAAUAUGACGCCGCAAAGAUCACCGACACAGAAACCUGUCCCGGCCAACAUGAUAUUCCUCAGCGCACGAUAUGCGCAUUACCACUCAAGCCCCGAACUUCUGGAGCGACUCUUGGUGUCAGCUAUGGAUUACAUCAACGACGUCGUUGAGAGGUGUCAGUGGGACAUGACUAUUCUAGCCUUUUGGAUCUCGAACGCCACCCUACUGCUUCACUACCUCAAGAAAGACCCUGGACUUUUCGAGGCAACGGGUGAGUUCCAGGCACAGCUGGCUGAGUUGAUAAAUGAGAUUUUUAUUCUUAUCGUGCGAGAUGCCGAGCGACGUCUGGACAAGGUCUUGGACGUAGCCAUGCUGGAACACGAGACUAUUCCCGGAUUCGAGGAUAUCACUUUCCAAAAUGAGUGGAAGCUCUUCAAACGAAAGAAAGAAGUCAAAGAGGAGCCACUAGAAAAGCGAUUCAGACCACCAUCACCGAAGCAGCGAGCGAAACCAGCGCCCCGAAACGUCACCUCACUUCUCUCCUCUACUCUCUUUGUACUCGACCUCUAUGAUAUCCACUCUGUGAUUACUGCGCAAAUCAUUUCCCAAUUGAUUUACUGGAUUGGAGCAGAGCUCUUCAACCGCAUCAUGUCAAAUCGAAAGUACCUGGCCAGAACAAAGGCCAUGCAGAUCCGCAUGAAUAUUUCCAUCUUAGAAGAUUGGGCUCGGACAAAUAACAGACAGGCAGAGCACUUUGAAGGAGGUGAAAUGCGCUCUUCGGGGGAGUCAACAAUGGACGCUGCUCGAAGACAUCUGGCACCUGUAAUCCAGCUGCUCCAAUGGCUCCAGUGUUUCUCGUCACUUAACGGAGAUGAUAUGGAGGCUCUGGUUAUCACACUACAGCAGCUCAAGAGACUGAGUCCUCAACAACUCAUCCACUCAGCCAACCACUACAGGCCAGAAGUGGGCGAAAAGGGACUGCCAAAAAGUGCCAUGAAAUACUUGAUCAAUUUACAGAAAGAGGCGGCACUUAAGCGGGAGAGACGGCGGAGUGGUGUACCUUCACCACAAAAGUCAGGCCAGGACAGCACGCCAGUCACACCGGUAAAGGGCCGGUCAAACGGGAACAAUCUCGCCACUCCUGGAAGUACUGCCAGUCCUCCCGAGGACGACUGGGAUGAAGACGAUGACAUGCCAGAGCAUCUGCUGCUGGAUCCCGCCUUGAUGUUGCCUUUCGUGCUGCCGUCGGUAACUGACAUGCUUGUAACAUACGGUGCUGGACUUGGUGGAGUUAACCGUGAGCGAGAGCGCAAGUAUAUCCCCACAGUGCCACCGGAGUUUCUUGAGAAGUUAGAGGUGAGCGGCGGAACUAGGAAGGGCCCUAUGUUCGGCGAAGCAGAUUGGGAGAAUGAAGAAGUUUGA